AUACAUCAAGGUAACAAUUCCGAUGGACAUUAUUUAAGCAUAAUAAUCAUUACAUGAUUCUUUUCUAAUUUUGCUUUGUAUAAAUGAAGUCACUUAAAAAGCGAGGGGUAGGGGCAUUACAUUAGUGAGAGGUCGUUUUCAGGGAAGAAGAGAAGGCAACAAAAGUUGAAAGGUCCACAGUUGAGUAUGUUGCCCAAUAAUAAUUGACCACGUCAGUUUGACCAUCCUGUAAAGUAAGAAGUGGGCCCUCAAGUCUCAACCAAACCCUUGUGCUGCUCCUUUUACACACUCUCUCCGCUUUACCUUUCCUCCUCAUGCCUUGUCGGCCCAUUUAACCAAAACACUACUACUACCACCGGAAUCUGACUUUUUUGCCGGCAAAUUUUUGUCGCCGGGAAGUCUCAUAUGACAGCUCUAACUUCACUUGUUUCAGUGCUUAUUUAUCUUCUGUAGUUGAUUCUCUGCUGCUGCUGGAGAUCUUGGUUCAAUAGAGAGAUGUAUGUAGUUCCUCCUCCUAAACGAACCGAUCCAUUGUCUGGAUCCAUCAAUGACUCCGAUGAUUUGCGUAUUUAUCAGACAUGGAAAGGAAGCAAUGUCAGUUCCCCUUACCUCUUCCAUAUUGCUCUACUACCUCUUAAACCUCUUUUAUCUUCUGCUUUUAUUUUUAUAAACAUGUUAAAGCUUCAAUCUUUUACCAGUUUUCUGCUAGUUUAUUGUCAUUAUUACAACUACUACCAACUAUACUCAAGUCUGCUGAUCAUAACAACCUAAAAUAAUCGUCCUCGAUUGAAUUGACCUAAGAAUCAGAAAUAUAGACGACAACGACAACAUACCCAGUGUAUUCCCACCAAAGUGGGGUCUGGGAGGGUAGAGUUUACCCAAUUCGUACCUCUACCUCAGAGGUGAGGUAGAGCCUGUUUCCGAUAGACCUCCGGCUCAAGACAACAACAGUGUAUAUGAGGACGUAAUAGUAGUACUAGAAACAACAAGUAGUAUCUGAAACAAGACUACUACAGAAUAAUACGACAAACAAUCUAUCCCAACACAACAGGCAAGAAACAACCACGACAUCUACUAGUGCAGACAACAAGACAAAAGCACUCCUACCUACUAGCCACGAUGCAAUCCGUCCUACUAGCCGUGGACCCUAAUCCACGUCUCCCAUGAUUUUCUAUUUAGGGUCAUGUCCUCGGUAUGCUGUAACUGCGCCAUAUUCCGUCUACUCACUUCUUUCCUUAUAUGUCGAAGGAGAAAUCCCCAAUGAUUCUGCAUCCUAGUUCAUAGUGCUUAUGAGUGUUUAAUGACCAUGGAAGCCCUAUGCAACCCGGAGGACGAGCGCACCAGAUGUGGUCAUGCUAGGUCAUGUUAUCAAAUUUACUGUUGUUACAUUACCAGGUUUCUGGCUUGUGCAAUUAUACUUCUCAGAAUGAGGUUUUACUUAGAGCAGGACAAUUGUAAAUUAUUUUGUCUCAACUAUAGGACAAACAUAUUUGGUAGUCCAAUGCUGAUCAUAUGUUCAUUUAUAACUGAAAAUCUUUUCCAGCUUUUCAUGUGUUGGAAAAGCCAGUUCUUGAUUUGCUGAAAAGUGAUUUAUGCUUUACAUCAAACCUCCCUGUGUAAAAACUGAAUAAGUUAUCUCUUAUGUAUGUUUCUUACAGAAAAGAAAGAAGAAACAUUUCCAUGAGAAGAGUUUCACGUUGCAAACAGAAUAUAUGCCACUCUUUUUCCUUAGUUUCUGACUUUUAAUGUUCUUCUCUGUGUGCAGAUAUUUUCCUUUCAAGGAAGGUUCAUAUUUGGGCCAGACGCAAGAUCCCUAGCACUGACCAUAUUUCUCAUAGUGGCCCCUGUCUCUGUUUUCUGUGUCUUUGUUGCUAGAAAGCUGAUGGAUGAUUUUUCAAACCACCUGGGGAUAUUGAUUAUGGUUGUAGUUGUUGUGUUCACAUUCUAUGUUUUAGUUCUUUUACUCCUUACAUCUGGAAGGGAUCCGGGAAUAAUUCCUCGUAAUGCACACCCUCCAGAACCAGAAGGUUAUGAUGGUACUGUUGAAGGUGGUGGACAAACUCCUCAAUUACGUUUGCCCCGCAUUAAAGAAGUUGAGGUUAAUGGCAUUACCGUGAAGAUCAAAUACUGUGACACCUGCAUGCUUUAUAGACCUCCCCGUUGUUCUCACUGCUCAAUCUGCAAUAACUGUGUUGAAAGAUUUGACCAUCACUGCCCUUGGGUAGGGCAAUGCAUUGGGCUGAGAAACUACCGUUUUUUCUUCAUGUUUGUCUUCUCUACAACACUUCUUUGCAUAUAUGUUUUUGGUUUCUGCGGUUUCUACAUUAAGAGAAUCAUGGUUCUAGAAGAAACCACCGUAUGGAAAGCAUUGAUCAAAACACCAGCCUCCAUUGUUCUGAUGGUAUACACUUUCAUAUCAGUGUGGUUUGUUGGAGGUCUUACUGCUUUUCAUCUGUACCUCAUCAGUACUAAUCAGACUACCUAUGAGAAUUUUAGAUACCGAUAUGAUUGGCGUGCCAACCCCUACAACAGAGGAGUGAUGCAGAAUUUCAAGGAGAUAUUCUGUACUAGUAUUCCUCCAUCCAAGAAUAAUUUCCGUGCGAAGGUGCCCAGGGAACCCCCGAUGCCAACUCGGUCUGCAGGUGGGGGUUUUGUGAGUCCAAACAUGGGAAAGGCUGUGGAGGACAUAGAAAUGGGCAGGAAAGCGGUUUGGAGUGAAGCAACGGAUAAUGAAGGACAACUUAGCGACAAUGAUGGCCUGAACAUUAAAGAUGGUGUUUUAGGGCAAAUGUCUCCUGAGAUAAGGACAACAGUAGAUGAGGCUGAUCGUGCGGGAAUACAUCCUAGAGGAUCCAGCUGGGGAAGGAAAAGUGGAAGCUGGGAGAUGUCACCUGAAGUUCUUGCUUUGGCAUCAAGAGUGGAAGAAGCUAAUCGAACAGGUGGGAGUAGUGGCAGUAGCUUCACAGCAGCCCGACCAACAGAUCAGAAGUUGUGAUUAACAGAUAGUAUGAAAAGUGGAUUGAAUAGAUUAGUGUAUGGUAUGUGAUCGAUCAUUCAGUGUUGUGUAUUAUCAGUGUUGACGGGUGUGGAGAUGAUGUUUUAGGGAGUGAACUGUUGUGUGAUUUGAGCAGUGCUUUUCAUUCCUAAACUUGUAUUGUAUGUGUGGAAUAGUUAGUGUAAUACAGUAGUGUUCUCAUAUGGUUUAUGCUUAUCUUCUCUC
Molecule: messenger RNA, 3220 nt
Organism: Capsicum annuum
Lineage: Eukaryota; Viridiplantae; Streptophyta; Magnoliopsida; Solanales; Solanaceae
Product: probable protein S-acyltransferase 7
Exons: 5
Coding region: 1883-2995 (370 amino acids)
Biological process (GO): protein targeting to membrane; peptidyl-L-cysteine S-palmitoylation
Cellular component (GO): endoplasmic reticulum; Golgi apparatus
Molecular function (GO): protein-cysteine S-palmitoyltransferase activity
Source: RefSeq, a predicted model, not a curated record